AGAUCAAAAUAAGAUAAAAAGUAAAAUAAAACCUGACAUUUUGACUGAAUUCCUCAUUCCCAGUUCAAAAAAACCGUAGUAUGUACUUAUAACAAAUUAACCGUAAUUUUCAAGCAUUUUUGUGAAAUGGUCCUAGUUUCAAUGAUUUAAGUGUGCCGAAAGUGUUAAUAUAAUGUCGUGUACUGCCGAAGAAAUUGCCGAAAAGCGACGAAUUGCCAUCGAAAGAUUGAAUGCUCGGAAGAAUGCCCAGGACAACGUAGGCGCCAAAGUUUCAGCACCAAUUCCGUCAUCAGCAUCUGCUACGGUUCCUCUGAAGCCUAUUUUCACCCUUCCUCUUAAGCAGAAGCAGGUGAUAGAGGCUCACAAAACAAGUGCCUUCUAUGGUACUGGUAGCAGCAGUGCCAAUCAACCGGCUACAAAUUUCAAACAAAUCGUUACCAAUGGAACGGCUGUUCCCGGUGGUGGAGGAUAUGGAAAAACCAAGAAUCUCUAUAAUAACGCUCGUUCUCAAAUGCAUCCAUAUGCGAAAAAUUCUUCCAGUAGUAAUGGGACCCCGGGAAAGAUAGCACCGGUUUUCAUCCGGACCGUUGCCUGCUCCUGUGCGAUGGUGUCCGAAUCGAGAUUCGUCGUGCAGGCUUCCGGAUUCAAUGAAAAGCUGAUCGAGGUUUUUAAAAGCAUUCCUUCCAAGCAGUAUGAACCUAACACCAAAGCGUGGACCUUUGGUAUCAAAGAUUAUGCGAUGGUUCAUGAGAGGGUGACAGCACUGAAUCCACACGUUUCGAUUGGUUCAAUACCUAAUUUUGUUCUACGGUACUUCAACGGCAAUCCCAGACCAAAACUAUCGCGAGCUUGCUUGAAUGGCAUCGAACCAUCGCUGGCCAAUGUUUUGCUGGAGUUUCAGAAGGAAGGCGUGUGUUUCGCUAUUGAUAAGGGUGGUCGAGCUUUGAUAGCUGACGAGAUGGGAUUAGGGAAGACUUAUCAAGCGUUGGCAGUGGCUGAUUUCUAUAAGGAGAAUUGGCCACUGUUGAUAUGCACGACGGCAUCGACGAGGGAUGUGUGGGCCGCAAAGAUUCGAGAACUGUUUCGCUAUGUUCCGAUGCAUAACAUUGUGACUCUGCAGGGAAGUCAAGAUCCUAUCGACGAAGCUCGGAUCCUUAUUUCAAGUUACAGUUUGAUGGAGAGGUGCUUCAAUAAACUAAUGGAACGCGGAUUUGGAUUUAUUAUUAUGGAUGAGUCGCACACGUUGAAGAACUUUAAAGCUAAAUGUACAUCGGUAGCACAUGAGCUGGCUAAGAAGGCAAAACGCGUGAUCUUGCUGUCUGGAACUCCGGCUUUGUCCAGACCAGUGGAGCUAUUUAGUCAGCUGCAGAUGUUGGAUAGGAACUUUUUUAAUUUCAAAGAGUACAGUACUAGGUACUGCGCUGGAAAACAAACGAAUUUCGGUUGGGAUGCCAGUGGCCAGUCAAACUUAGAGGAGCUCAAUCUGUUGCUGGCUGCUAGAUUUAUGAUUCGACGAACAAAGCAAGACGUCAUGAGUCAGUUAACGGACAAAAGUCGAGAAACCGUGAUUUUAGACUGGUCGCUGAUAAACAAGAACUUUGAAGCGGAAGAAAAUUUGAACAGCUAUGCCGCGGACUACUCGACGAGUAAAGGCCGCGAGCGCGAGGAAAUUUUGAUACAAUAUUAUAGCGCUACUGCAGUGGCAAAAGCUCCAGCGGUUUGUGGAUAUCUGAAGCAAGUGUUGGAGGAGAAACACAAAUUCAUCAUUUUUGCCCACCACAUCAAAAUGCUGGAUUCGCUUUCUAAGUAUUUGAGCAAACACAAAGUGGAUCACAUUCGAAUAGAUGGUACGACUAGGUCGGAUUUAAGAUCGCAACUAGUGAACAAAUUUCAAACCAAAGAUACUUGUCGAGCUGCUGUCUUAUCCUUGAAAGCUUGUAAUGCUGGAAUUACGCUGACGGCAGCACAAUUAGUAUUAUUUGCAGAGCUUGAUUGGAAUCCAAGUACGUUAGCCCAGGCGGAAAGUCGUGCUCACCGCAUUGGUCAAGAAAGUGCCGUCGUUGUUCGGUACUUGCUCGCCAAGGGAACGGCCGACGAUAUAAUCUGGACAAUGCUGCAGAAGAAACAGAACAUCCUGAACAAAGCCGGUCUUUGCAACGAGGAUUUCUCCGAUUCGACCAACGUGGACGCCCCUUGUUCGGCGGGCAACAUCGAACCAUUUCUGAAGAAACGCGAAAGCCUCGGUAGCGUUGACAAUCUUGUGGUAUGCGAAGCAGCGAAAGCCAGUGGGAGUGGUUUAUCCAAGACUGAAAGUAAUGAAAGGUUUCAGAGUUUGCUCGAAGAUGGCGAAGACGACGACUUAGUGGAUUUGGAUUUCUAGAGAAUUAAAAAAUUGUUUGUUAUAUUUUA
Messenger RNA from Armigeres subalbatus, 2409 nucleotides. It is a transcript of the gene Marcal1, whose product is annotated as SWI/SNF-related matrix-associated actin-dependent regulator of chromatin subfamily A-like protein 1. Gene Ontology annotation, biological process: replication fork processing; DNA repair. Gene Ontology annotation, molecular function: ATP binding; ATP-dependent chromatin remodeler activity. The transcript has 5 exons. The coding region runs from base 173 to 2380 and encodes 735 amino acids. Lineage: Eukaryota; Metazoa; Arthropoda; Insecta; Diptera; Culicidae. The record is from RefSeq and is a predicted model, not a curated record.